AUGGUGUGGUGCCAUUGGAGGCGGAGUUGUUGUAGAGCAACCCAUUGGAGGCUGUAUCCAAAUGGAGGAGGUCCAAUUGUUUUGUCCCUUCUUCAGUCUUAUAGGGACCACUGUGUUGGUCAUGUUUGGAUACGUUGGGAGUGCCCAAAGUUGAAGCUUGUAAACCACAAUGCCCAAGCAUUAACGUCCCCUACUCAUUUGCAAGUUAAGGCUUAUGUGGAGUGGUCAAGAUUAUCUGCUCUUGCUACGACAUGGUAUCCUAUUGAAAAUAGGAGCUUGGUGAAUGCCUUUUUUGAGAGGUGGCACCAGGAGACGUCUUCCUUCCACUUUCCUGUUAGAGAGAUGAACAUCACUUUGGAUAAUGUGUCUUGUUUAUUGCACUUGCUUGUGACAUGCAGGGCCAUUGAUCAUGUCCUCUCACUCUUUGACAGAGAGGCGAUGAAGAUCCUGUUGAUGACUCAUCUGGGUAUUCCAACAGAGACAAAAGUUGCAGCAGCGACACACGCAGGUGCCAGGGUGAGGUUGAUGUGA
This is a messenger RNA of Glycine soja, 531 nucleotides long. RefSeq names its product protein MAIN-LIKE 1-like. The record is from RefSeq and is a predicted model, not a curated record. Lineage: Eukaryota; Viridiplantae; Streptophyta; Magnoliopsida; Fabales; Fabaceae. Bases 1 to 531 code for a protein of 176 amino acids. The transcript has a single exon.